This is a messenger RNA of Effrenium voratum, 4281 nucleotides long. NCBI's taxonomy places the organism in Eukaryota, Dinophyceae, Suessiales, Symbiodiniaceae. The record is from the annotation of a GenBank genome assembly.
AUAACACCCAGAUCAUGAAACCAAGCGGACUACCCUAAAACAAAGGCGGCGCUGGGCGAUGACGCGUUUGGGGCGACCUUGCGCCAGAGCCUGGCAAAGGCCAAGGUGCGAGAUAUGACCACCGCCGCUCCCAGCACAUCUACGGGCGCUUGCGUUGUGCUCUCCGGGGCCGCGGGUCGCAGCUUCAUCACCGCCGCCGGCGCCGCGCUGGGUUUGGAGCACGUGCCGCUAGAGGCCAUGAAGACGGCGACGCGGCCUGUACAUCUGCACCUGGGGGGAGUCUACUCCUUCUCCAGCCACCUGAAGCGCCAGCUGCUGCCGGCCCUCACGGAGCUGAGGGCGGCCAAAAGCGGCGGAGGUCGCGCCACAGUGUCGUUGGACAUCAACGGCCACGAGGCAGACCAAGUGGACGGAGUCCGGGAGCUUCUGCCGGUCCUCGACCUCUUCAAAGGGAACGUCCCCGAGGUGGAAGCGCUCAUGGGCUGCAGCUGGAGAGAGGCCAUGACCAAAAUUGCCGCAGUGGGCCCCGCUGUGGUGGUCACGCGCGGUGCUGAAGGCGCCUUUUGGGCCGCCCAGGGCGCCUUCGGCGCGGUGCCGCCUUCGCCGCUGCCGGCGGCGACGGCGACGGACAGCACCGGGGCGGGGGACGCCUGCAGCGCGGCGCUGGUGGCCUCCUGGGCGUGCGGCGAGGACUUGGCCUCCGCAGUGGCCAAGGGCUGCGCAGCGGGCACCCUGAACUGCGCCCGGAGCGGGGGCUGCGAUGUGCCCGUCACCUGGGCGGAGAUCAUGGCCCAUGUGGACGGCGAGAAAAAGCGAACCUCGGGCGGCCCGCACCGAGCGUUGGCCGAGGACGAGCUAUGGCAGGCGAUGCAGUUCGCCAGCUACCCCAGGCGCAUCACUGGCGUGCAGAUUGUGGUGUACGCGAACAAGCCGCACCGGAACUUGGACUUGCUCCAGCGGCACGCGCCCUUCCCCGUGAAGAUCCUCCGCCAGGAGGGGGAGUGGAAGGGGACCUUGGACAAGCUCAUCGGAUACUGGACAUAUCUUAAGACGGUGAGCGACGACGACGUGGUGGUCUUUCUCGACGCCUUCGACGUUUUCCCCAACGGCCUGGAUGGCCAUGAGCUUCUGCGGAGGUUUUUCUCCUUCGGCACGCCGGUGGUCAUCGCGGCCGAGGAGAACGUCUUCCCCCGGGAAGUUCUGGAGCAGGCCAAAAUGGCUGUGGAGCAGAUGGACGCUGUGGGCUUGGGAAAUGCCUCGGCUCCCUCGCGGUUCCUCAACGCGGGGGGCAUCAUCGGCAUGGGCUGGGCCCUCAGGAAGAUGUACGACGACGUGAGAGACAACAUGGCUGCCAACAACCCCCAGAUGUUGAUGGCGCAUGCUGACAUCGUGGGGCAUUGGUUUCUUCACUCCUACGACCAGUACGAGCUCUGGCGGUAUUUCAUCCGCCAUGUCCGUUCAGUUGAAGAAGGCCAGGAGGAGAGGAUGGUGGCUUUGGACACUGAGCAGCUGAUCUUUGGGUCCACAGUUUACCAGAAGGCGAACUGGCCGGUUCUGCUGAACAACACGGAGCCGGGCAUCGCUACCAGAGAGGGGAAGGGCCACUCCAUCGAUGUGGAUGUGCCUCUGGUCUUCGAUGCCCCGCAGUCGGUCUUCGAAACCUACGGCUGCAGCGGGCGCUUCCUGGGACGAGCGUUCUUCCCUGUCUUCUGGCAUGGCCACGGACCUUGGAAGGCUGCUUGGGAAGGCCUGCGGAAUCGCUUGCAGAGUGCUGGCUGCCUUGCGGAUGGCAUGCCUCGCGUGCAGUGGUUCACCAAAAAGAUGCUGGCGGAUUCGCCCCCAGUCUGGAAGUUGGUGAUCCGCCCCCCGCGCCGGCGCUACACGCGCCUGGAGCUCUGCGGCCAGUUCGGCAACCGGUUCCGCGUGGGCAACGUGGUGGUGAACCGCACCAACUACGAGAUCACCAAUGGGCGGCGGGACGUGGCGGGGUGCGUCUCGCUUGGGGCGCUCGCCCCCGUUUUCGACGGGCCAGGUCUCGAGUCUCGAGCCUUCUGCGGAGCCGUGAGGCCGCGCCCCGGGCGCCUUGAGCGCGCAGCCCGCGUCGAGGAUGGCGCCGCCUUCGGCGGCUUCCAGGGCCUGGGGCUGUCUUCAGCGGCGGAGAUGGCCGCGGCGAGCCGCGGGUACCGGAGCCCCACGGAAGUGCAGCGGCAGACCUUCCAGGCCAUCCGCGACGGAAGGAAUUUGGUGGUCCGCGCCCGCACCGGCGCGGGCAAGACAUUGAGCUUUCUGCUGCCUACCAUGGACCGCCUGCACCAAGAAGCGCAGGGCACCGUGCUGGUGCUGAGCCCCGUGCGAGAGCUGUCCAUGCAGAUUCACGCAGAAGCCGCGAAGUUGGCGGAGAACUUCCCAGGCGUUUCGCCCCUUCUGAUGGUAGGCGGCUCGAACUGGGAGGAGGACGUGGAGCGCUUGGCGCGCGCAUCCGAUGCCUUGAUGCUCAUCGCCACCCCAGGCCGCCUGCAGACGCACCUGGAGAAGACCCCGGCCUUUCGGGAGCGGCUCCGCCAAGUGCAAGUGCUGGUCCUGGAUGAGGCGGAUCAGCUAGCCGGGGAGAUCUUUGGUGAGACGACGCGGGGCCUGCUGGAGACGCUGCAGUUGCCGCCGAAGGCGCAGCAUCUCUUCUACUCCGCCACGGUGACGAGGGAGGUGACCCAACUCAUUGCCCAGGUGGCGGAGGAUCACAGCUAUGUGGACGUCUUGGAGUCCAAAGAUGUCGUGCCAGACUCGAUCGUGCAGACGUAUCGUGUGGUGCCCACUGAAGAGAUGACGCUCUCGCUUUGGGAGGCCGUGGAGGAUGCGAGAAAGUACUUUUCCGGUGACCCGCCCAAGAUGGUGGUGAUCUUUCUGACUGGUCGCAUCGCCGCCUACUACGCCGAAGUCUUCCGACAGUCCCACUGUGAGCUGGAGGUCUUCGAAAUUCACUCAAGGAUGAAGCAGCAGCAGCGGACGGAGCAGUCAGAGGGCUUCCGGCGCGCGGCCCGCGGCCUGCUCUUUACCUCGGACGUGACCUCCAGGGGCCUGGACUACCCCAACGUCACCUCGGUGGUGCAGGUGGGCGCCCCGGACAACCGCGCGGAGUACGUGCACCGCGUGGGCCGCACCGGGCGAAACGAGCGCCAAGGCCUGGGCAUCCUUUUGCUGCACGAGUUCGAGCGAGACUUCCUGGCCAAACUGCAGGGCCUCGGGCAGCCAGCGGAAGACCGGCGGCUCCGCCGGUCGAACCCGGAGAUCCAAGCGGAGCUGGCGGCGCUGCCGGUGCCGGAGAACGUGAAGAACCAAGCCUACUACUCCCGCAUCAACCAUGUCAUGAGGCAUGCGGAAAGCGUGGAUGUGCUGGAGGUCUUCCGGGAAGCCCAGCGCUUCGCAGACUCCAUCGGCGCACUCGCCGAUGGUCGGCCGCCGGCUCUGACGGAGGAGAAUGCGCGGAGGUACGGCGUCGCAGACAUCUCCGAUCCAGCCAUCAACAUUGUCAAAGAUGCUACUCCGGAGGUGACGAUAUCAUAUCAGCAGAUGGACGCCGCCGCGCUCUACGCCGCCCUGCCGUCGCUCCUCGCGCGCGAACUGCGCGAAGCUGGCAAGGCGGUGGCCUACUUCGUCCAUGGUGAUAUCGCCAAGCACUACGCUGGGCUGAUGCGUCAGGAUGGGCCUGAGGCGGCUCUGCGGCUCCCCGAACCCGUGCGCUCUCCCCGAAGCCGUGCGCGUCGCUAUGCGCCGUUUCUUCGCUUCGAGGAGGUCUUUGAGGCGCACUCGGCCAUGAGCAAGAAGGUGCGGCGAAGAGCGCUACAGAGCUUCGAAGCCGCAGACUGCGGGCUGCUGCUGACGGCAGGCCUUGCUCCCUCAAGCAUUCCAGCGGCAGGAGUGGAGGCGGUGGUUCUCAUCGGUCUGCCGAGAUCUUCCAAGGACUACCAGCAAUUGGUGGCCCUCGUCUUGCGGUGCGAAGCACGGGGUUCGCUGCUGAUCAGCAGCUUCGAGGAAGCCAUCUUGGGUGCCAUGGGCGCGCAGGGCCUACGCGCAGCGCCAUCUGAGCUGCAGCCGGCCAAGGCUGUGGAGUGCAGAUCAGCAGCCCAGGCGUACCUCGCGUGGCUGCGGCAUUAUGGUGACCACCCCAUGAUCGAGGACAAGACCGAGCUCAUCCAGCAAGCAAAGGAUCUUGCAGAUGCCAUGGGCGCGAACGGUGAUGCCCAGACCUGGUCGAAAGCAUGGGAUCAGCUGCGAAAGACGUGA